AUGAAAGACGUCUCCUCGCUACCCCGCACGCCUACUAUGACAACUGGUAUUGACGUUGCUGCCGAUAUGGAGCUAAUGGGCGCAACCAAUCGUGAUAUGUUUUCAUGGCUGUUAUUCAACUCGGAGAACAUGACGGCACCCACUGGGAUAGGUGGUCAUCCUCCAUCCGUGGAUACUAGUCAUUCACUUGAUGAUCCAUUCCGUAUACUUGGCGUAGGGGAUGAUACUAAUCUUUCAUUAGCGUUACACGCAACGGCGUCGACAUCACUCGUUCAGACGGGUGCAGUUACAAUGGCGCUGCCGGUUAUGACGCCAGCCGCCACUACUACGGCUCCAGCAACAAUGUCCGCGCCCAUUAAACCCGUACAAACCCAGCGUGGUAAGAAACGCUCGGUUGUUGAAGCAUUGGAUUUGGCUAGGGACUUGCACACUAAGAGUCUGACCAAUACGGAGGGACUGUUGCGCCAUCUUGAGAGUGCUAAUAAUGCGCUGGUGCAGAAGCGUCGAGCCGUUCAUAAAGGUACAUCAGCUCCGACCGCUAAGUCACCUAAAAUGGAGAAACCAUCAUCCAGCAGUGGCAGCGAUAAUAACGUUGGUGAGAUGACCAAUCUGCAGCGCAAGCUUAAGCUUGAGCGCAAUCGAGAAUCGGCACGUGAGUGCCGACGUCGCAAGAGAGAGCACAUUCUGGGCGUCGAGGAGCGAUGCCGCCAAUUGGAGCGCGAGAAUAUGGAGCUACGAGGACAAUUGAAGGCCGGAAAAGAGGCAAUUCGGCAAGAGGAGAAGGAGAAAAAUCUUGUAUGCGAAGAACUCAAGCAGAUGAUCCAGUGCGGCGCUUCUGAGAAGGAGCUUGCCGAGAAGAUUGACAAUUUCAAGGAGCAGUACUCGGACUACGGUCAUGGCCGUCGCUCGGCGUUAAGCUACCACCUCCAUCAGAUUGAGCGACUGCUCUUGCCCACCCAGGUAACAAAGAUGUGCAUCUGGGCCCUUCGCCAGGAUGACAGCUUCUGGCAGGACGAAGAGGACGAGACCAGUCUACCAGUUAUUUUGGCUAAGGAGCUGGGGCUGAGCGAAGACCAGAAAAAGAAGAUUCAGCAGCAGCGGGGCUCGAUCUCACUGAUUUGCGAGAACCUAAAGAGCGCACUGGGACUGCUGGCGGAGCUAAAGACGGAAGUGACAAACAAAAACUCCACCUUAGACAUGGAGAUGGACAAAUUGCAGAAUAUCCUUACCCCUACUCAACGCGCCAAAUUUAUUGUAUGGGUGACCAACAACCAAGCGUGCAUGCAUUUGCUGAACAAGCUGUGGCGGAGUGUGCUAUGA
Peronospora belbahrii is the source of this 1320-nucleotide messenger RNA. The record is from the annotation of a GenBank genome assembly. NCBI's taxonomy places the organism in Eukaryota, Oomycota, Peronosporomycetes, Peronosporales, Peronosporaceae.